CUCCCACUCUCGCUCACUCUCUCAACUCUCUCCGCAUUAAAGAAGUCCCCGCAUUUUUGAAAGCUGAUCAUUCACAUAUCCACACGAGAAGCUUGCUUCUGCUUCAGCUCCGAUCCAUCACGCUUUUUAAAUUCCUUUGAUCUUCAGAUUCAGAGAGAAAUCGAUUUUUGUUUGUUUUCUGGGAAAGCUAAAGAAGUAGGAUGCCGCAAGAGAGCAACGGCAACUCAUUCUUCACGUCGCCUUCAAAGAGAGGAUUGAAAGGAUUGGUCGCUAACUCUAACAAUAAUGAGGCUUCAUUCGUCGUCAAUGAGGAAAGCAUCAACGAUCACGAAUUAGCUCAGAGGAAAGCAGAGGAAGCAGCUUCAAGGAGGUAUAAAGCAGCAGAAUGGCUGCGCGAGAUGGACCACGUCGCGUCGGCGUCACUUUCCAAAGAGCCCUCCGAAGAACAGUUCUGCCUUGCACUUCGCAAUGGUCUCAUUCUCUGCAACGUCCUCAACAAAGUCAAUCCCGGGGCUGUUCUCAAGGUGGUCGACUAUGCUACUCUUGCUGUUCAAUCUGCAGAAGGAGCCGCUCAGUCUGCCAUUCAGUAUUUUGAGAAUAUGAGAAAUUUUCUUGAGGCUGUCAAGGAUAUGAAGCUAUUGACGUUUGAAGCAUCAGAUUUAGAAAAGGGUGGUUCAAUGAAUAAAGUUGUGGAUUGUAUUCUAUGUUUGAAAGGAUAUUAUGAAUGGAAGCUAGCGGGUGGAGUUGGAGAAUGGAGGUAUGGAGGAACAGUGAGGAUUGUCUCACUUCCAAAAGAGUCUUCUUCCUCCAUAACUGGCAGUGAAGGUACUGAUGAAUCCCUGGAUGAGUCUGAGUCAUCACAAUAUGAACAGCUGCUAGAAUUUCUCCAUCUAUCGAGUGAGAUCUCGAUUGAAGAAACCAGAACUUUCAAUGCGUUGGCGUUCCUAUUUGAUCACUUUGGACUCAGACUCCUUCAAGCUUACCUUAGAGAGAUGGACGGGAUUGAAGAUCUGCCUAUGAAUUCAAUGGUAAUUGAUGUAUUGCUCGGUAAGGUAGUCAAAGAUUUCUCAGCAUUGCUUGUUUCUCAACGCAAUCAGCUUGGUCUUUUCUUGAAGAAAAUAUUGAAAGGUGAUAUUGGUUGCCUAUCAAAAACAGAGUUCAUAGAAGCAAUCUCAUUAUAUCUUAACCAAAGAAGUAGUUUGGCGUCCAAGGAUUUUUCAAAAUUCUGCAUUUGUGGAGGAAAAGUUGACCGCACUCGGAAUGAGAGCAAUUAUUCUUCCAACCAUGUUGAGAUAAUUAAUAAUCAACAGAGUCAACUUGAGGGCAUGAAAUACUUUUUCCAAGAGACAAAGAUGGAGGUCAAACAAAUUCAAUCAGAGUGGGAGCAAGAAUUGGGCAGGCUUGAGCAUCAUAUAAAGAGCCUAGAAGUGGCAGCCUCUUCCUACCACAAAGUCUUGGAGGAGAACCGCCAACUCUACAACCAAGUACAAGACCUGAAAGGAACUAUUAGGGUCUAUUGCAGAGUGAGACCCUUCUUACCAGGACAAUCAAAUGUAAAGUCAACUGUAGAUUAUAUAGGAGAAGGUGGAAAUAUCAUGAUCGUUAAUCCCCUUAAGCAGGGUAAAGAUGCAAGGAGAGUGUUUCAAUUCAAUAAGGUCUUUGCAACAAAUGUCACACAAGAACAAAUAUACGCUGACGCGCAACCAUUGGUCAGGUCUGUUUUAGAUGGCUAUAAUGUGUGCAUCUUUGCAUAUGGACAAACUGGCUCUGGGAAGACAUACACAAUGAGUGGCCCAGAUUUAACGACCGAAGAGACAUGGGGGGUAAACUACAGGGCUCUGUGUGACUUAUUCCAGAUAUCAAAGGAAAGGUUGAAUGCCAUAAAAUAUGAUGUUGGAGUACAGAUGAUUGAAAUAUACAAUGAACAAGUGAGAGAUUUAUUAGUCAGUGAUGGCUCUAAUAGAAGAUUAGAUAUACGAAACAACUCCCAAUUGAAUGGCCUUAAUGUGCCUGAUGCUUGUUUAGUUCCAGUUAAUUGUACUCAAGAUGUUCUUGAUUUAAUGAGGAUUGGUCAGAAGAACCGGGCAGUGGGUGCUACUGCUCUAAACGAGCGAAGCAGCCGUUCUCAUAGUAUUUUGACAAUUCAUGUUCGAGGAAGAGAGCUAGUUUCUAAUUCCAUUCUUAAAGGUUGUCUCCAUCUUGUUGAUUUGGCUGGAAGUGAAAGGGUGGACAAAUCUGAGGCUGCGGGAGAAAGACUGAAGGAAGCGCAACAUAUAAAUAGAUCUCUAUCUGCACUGGGAGAUGUUAUAUCUGCUUUGGCACAAAAAAGUCCACAUAUUCCUUACAGAAAUAGCAAGCUCACACAAGUAUUACAAGAUUCUUUAGGUGGGCAUGCCAAAACUUUGAUGUUUGUUCAUAUAAAUCCUGAACAAAAUGCUCUUGGGGAGACAAUUAGCACGCUCAAGUUUGCUGAGAGGGUGGCAUCCAUUGAACUUGGUGCUGCACAGUCUCAUAAGGAAACCGGUGAAAUUAAAGAGCUGAAAGAGGAGGUAUCAAACCUCAAGUUGGCAUUGGAGAGGAAGGAGGCUGAACUGGAGCAAUGGAGAGCUGGGCAUGCUCGAAACACUGUAGAAUCUCAGAAACAAAGGGCAGUUUCCCCAUUUCGCCUUCCCAAAUUAGGAGUCAAUGCCAGCAUGAAGUCGGAAACCUCCCAGCGACCGACUGAUGAUAAAAUAUACGAGGCUAGAAGUUGUUCCUCGGGAAAGCAAAGAAGGUCAAGAUUUCCCUCAUCAUUCAUGGACAAAGAAUCCACCCCAAGAAUGCCUCAUCUGCCUGAAGAAAAGAUAGCAAACUCAGCUAAAGGAAGAUCACCGUCUCCUCCUAUCAGGAGAUCAAUAUCCACUGACAGAGGUUCAGUCAUUAAAAGCAAGGUAAAAAUUGACAUGGUAGAUAACCAGCCAAUAGUAAAACAUCCAUUUCCAGCCCGAGUACCAGUGAACAAAUCUCUUUCCCCCAUGCCUAUGGCCCCAUGCACUGACAAUAACUCGAGGAUUAAUGGAAGUUCAUACGAGACGACGAAGCAGGAAAAUAUUUCUGAAGCUCUAUUCAACCUCCAGAAGGUCACCUCCAGGAAAGUUCAUCAUGAACAAGAAGAGGAACAAUUUAAACAAGCACUUACUGCAGUAAGACAAGGUGGUAUAAGAAAGAGCAAGGCUGAGGGGAAGGCCAAGGUCAAGCAUCAACAUCAGCAGCAUCAGCAACUCCCUUUUAGGAUUCAGAAGUCUGAUUUCAUCCCCGCAUUGAUCCCUGAAAUGGACAUUGCUGAUGAGAAGACAUUGGAGGCAGCUAGAAAGAGUGAUUACUCUGAGCCGGAAAAUGAUUUUGGCCUAAUCGAGUCGCCAGUUCAUGGUGCUUUAAACCUUAGAAAGAUACGUCAGAAUUUCCCGAGAAACUCUCAGAACCUUGAACCCAGAAGAACAAUGCAAGCAGGGGAACCCUUAUUGGCUAGCAGGGUUGAAAACAAACUUGUAAAUGGCUCAAGCAGAAAUCUCAGGGAAGGAAGCAAUACACCCAUGCCUGAACUCAGGAGAAGCAGAUCAACCCCACGCGGAAAAUUCCUUUUAUCAUGAGAAUUUCAGGUUAAAAAUGGGAUAAUUAAACCCCCCCCCCCCGGGGGGGUUGAUAUCUAUACUUUAUAGUUUUUGUACAGUAGCUGCUAAUUAUGGUGGGAGUUUGAGCUCACAUAAUUUAUAGAGGUUUUUGAGAUCUUUGAGGCGAGUUUGUGCGUCUUUUCAUGCCUGGGCAUGCUUCUUUGUAAUUGAAUUGAAAUAUUUUAUAUUUAAAAAUUUAUAAGCUUCUUGA
Molecule: messenger RNA, 3861 nt
Organism: Neltuma alba
Lineage: Eukaryota; Viridiplantae; Streptophyta; Magnoliopsida; Fabales; Fabaceae
Product: kinesin-like protein KIN-14F
Exons: 18
Coding region: 201-3629 (1142 amino acids)
Biological process (GO): microtubule-based movement
Cellular component (GO): microtubule cytoskeleton
Molecular function (GO): microtubule motor activity; microtubule binding; ATP binding
Source: RefSeq, a predicted model, not a curated record